Messenger RNA from Gambusia affinis (western mosquitofish), 3585 nucleotides. RefSeq lists its product as uncharacterized. The coding region runs from base 1823 to 2404 and encodes 193 amino acids. The record is from RefSeq and is a predicted model, not a curated record. The transcript has 4 exons. NCBI's taxonomy places the organism in Eukaryota, Metazoa, Chordata, Actinopteri, Cyprinodontiformes, Poeciliidae.
UUCUUCUACCAGUGCUCUGAUUAAAUGUUAUUGACUAUUAAACUGAAAAUGAAUAAUUUGAAGUGUGGCUGGAACAAAUUAUUUUAAUUUUUAUUAUUUUGCAUGAGAAAACGUUUUUUUCCAAUACAAAUUCUUAAGCUACAACCCUGGUGGAACAGACUGCAUUUGUGGUGGGAGGUUCUACUGUAAAUAUUUAGAUUUUUUUUUAUUGAAGUGUAGUUUGAAGGUUAAAUAAAACUGCCAUAUUGUUAUGGUCUUGUUUGUUAAAGAACGUUUCAGUCUCUGUGAUAACUUGCCACUUUGCUAAUUUGUACCCCAUAUUUUACAUGUGAAUUGCCAUUUUCACCAUACUUACUUCCAUUUCACAUGCAUAAACACAAGUCUUAAUAAUAACAAUGUAUUUUUUAUGAACCUGAUGGGUAAAUAAUCAUAAAAAUGCUAAAAUCUCAGGAAGCUUAAUUAAAGUACGCAUUAUUUCCAUUUUUUUCAUUCACACAGUAAUAAAUAUGAAUAGUUUAUGAAACUAGUAAUACAAACCAUGAAAAGGAGCAAAAAGUAUUCAUUUAUGUCUGUAAAACAAUGGCUGCCUUAGUACCAAUAGUUUGCUCUGUCACAGUCAAAGCUGAAAUCUCAAAACAACUUCAAACUCUUCCUUUCCAAAUCUUAAAGAUAAGCGGCUUCAACUUUCUUUUGCACCUUGUUAUAGUUCCCUUCAUAAACUCUGCCAAUUUCCAGAUAUUUAGCAUAAACUCAGAAUCCAGGUACCACCAGAGACUGAAGCCAGGGGCCAAUUCUCAGAAGUUGCCUUCACUUCAGAACGAAGGCUUUGACAGAAAGGUCAGGCCACCUUCAGCUAUUGAAAAUCAUUUGUUGCAAAAGAUCAUGACAUUAAAGUUAUGAGCUGAGAGGCCAUAGGAAAGCAACGGCACCGAAGACGAGAAAAAGCUGUGGUGGCAAAGAUGAACGAAUGGUGGGAGGAGAGAUUGACACCUGAUGAGUGAGAACAAUGGAUGGGCGUCACCUGACGAUACAUCAGUCAGAGACUGAAUAUGGAGAUGAUAUUGCUGCUGUUACAUAUUUAUCCAUGAUUCUGUUGCCAAACAUUAUGACUACUACCUUAUAUAUAUCAUAUAGCACACUGAAAAAACUGUGAUCAGGAUUAAUUAAUAUUUACUAAAUAAAUAAGAGCAAACUAUACAUAAUAAAAAAGACUUUGUGCAGUUUGGAAUCUCACUGAGCUGAAUUAACCAAAUUUGCUUACUUUUUUAAUUGCAUUUUACUCUGUAUUAUUUUAAAUAAAAUCAGCAGAAAAACAAUAAGUAGAAUUUAUUUAUUUUCAUUGGUAAAGUCAAAAGUGCAGAAAAUUGAUAAAUUUUACUCAUUGGGAGCCCUUAAUUUUUCCCGCCCAAGGCAUUUUCAUCACAGGAACAUCGAGUCUGCUUGGCAUUUCAUGGACUACCGUUUGCUUAAAGGUAAGACAUGUUUUAAUUGUUCUUAGUUAAACAAUUCAAGUGUCUGUAGCAGUUAAACAUUGUCUUCAGUUACUGCAAAUUACCAAACAUGGCAACUUUACUGUACAGCAAGUCAAUUAAGUUAUAGUGUGAAGGAUUCGAAUUCAGUCUACGUCAUCUUUGAUUUGACUAAAUGCAUUGCAAUGAUUGAAAAAGUAGUCUCAAUGUCACAAUUUAAUGUGACUAACGUAAUACCGUUAUAUAGUGGCCGUAGAAUACAAGCUACUCUUUUAUUUAAUUUAGUUUUUUGGCCUCAGCCCAAACCCCCCUCCCCCACCUUAACAAGCUAGCUAGCAUGUUUGGGCACCAUAAUGGCGGAACAGACGUUGUUUUCAACGAUCCAGGAUGAGUUUCACAGAAUCACAAUGGUGCAUCUUGAAUCAAAGUUCAUGUCCAAACUGGAUGAAUAUACUCCUCGACUUCUGAACCUCUUCCACUCCAAGGGCGGAAGCAUGGGAUUGAGACUGCAGGCUAUCCUACUCAAGACUCCAAGCAAUCCUGACAUCAACAUGACCAGAGAUGUUAUCAUUCGAUGUUUGAUGCUGUACCUUGGGGAAUCUACAGAUCAACUCUUAAAAGAGUACGAUGAUGCUGAUGAAGACAGUGUGUCACAGGACCUUGCUGUUCAAAGCCUGAAGAUCUACAACAUCAAAGCUAACACGUCAGAGGAGCCAGACAUCGGUAUCGUGGUGGACGGCGUGAAAAUUCUAACUGCUCUGGGUAACUUUCCAAGGGCUUGUUCCCUGCUUGUUGGGUUGGCGUAUGCUGUGAAUCUUGCCUAUCCAAAGGAGCUCAGAUACACAUUUGAAGUGUUUCAGAAACUUCUCCUCGGGCUGGAUAGUUCAAAGCUCUCCCCAAAAGUGAACAGCCUCAGGAAUAAACUACUGGCUUAAGAAAACGGACCCUUGCUAAACAAUAGGGAAUAGACAAGUCACUGUGAAAACCAACAUGCAAAACUUUGUGAAAUGCUCUGUGAAGUUAGUUAAAAUUAGGGUAAUUUUCAGUUCAGUGGAUUUCUGCAUGUGUAUUUUUUCUUGCAGUACAUUACAGUUAACCACCCUUUCUAAGGACUGACCCCUUGUUCUCAUAUGUGGUAGUACGGCCUGUUAUAUGGCUUUGGAUCUGUUCAGGUCUGUCACAUGAACCCUUGUCCCUUUUAUACAGCAUAGAGCAUCCACUAUUGCCUUUUUGGAGAGUCCAUGCAGGCUUCACCACUGAAGGGUGAUGAUCUGCAGACUGCAAAACUUUGUUGUGUUUCAUUUGCACUUUAUAUAAUAUGUUUUCGUUCAGUUCUGUCUUUCAACUUAUUUUUCGAAAAGGAAAGUAAGUGUCACGGAGCUAAGGGCCCCAACACAGUGACAAGAUGUAGCAUAAACAUACAAAAAAAGAAAAUUGAAGUUUUUGUGCCUCAAAGGUCUCACCCAUCUCUCACAUCUUGUCAUGUUUUCCCCAGGUAAGUUUUAUGUGCAUACUUGUUUUGUGCUCUGCAUGCCUCUUAAACAUAAAGGGAACUCUUAUGUGAUUGAUAAAUUGUUGAAGCAAGCUUAACUGAGUCCAAGUUGAUUGUUGUUGAUGUGACGGUUCUAAAAAAUCAUGUUAACUAUACUUUGAGCAGAGUGGCACUAUGUUUUUGACUUGAUGCUGAUAAAUAUUGCCCCUUCUCUGUUUUAUUGUUGUAUUUUGGAAUUUUGCACUUGUUGGGUGCUGGAUAAACACGUUUUAUAAAGUUGCACAAAUAAAUGCUGCUGCUGUUUUAUGCAUUGUAAUUUGUUGUUUUUUGAUGCCACUCAAGUUUGGUCAGGAUAUUGUGUAAAUUAGACACAGAAAAAUUAUGGCAACAAAGUGACAUUCAAUAUUAUUGAAUAGAUUUAAAGUCCUAUGAUAGAAAUAAAAACUUAAAUUUUAUCAAUUAUUUUAGCUACAGAUAAAUAAGAACAACAGUGUUAAUGUGUUGAAUUAAGCAAUAAUGUGCUACAAUAUGAGUUGAUAUCAUUUAUAUUAUUUACUUAAUCCAAAUAAUUUUUAUGCUGAUGUUUAGUAAAUCUAAAUCAAUUUCACCCAUUUAAUUAAUAAA